AAAUCAAAGUAAAGUAUGACAGAUUCCUCGCAGCUCCCAAAGCAAAGCGCAUCUCUAGAUAUUGAUGACAGCCAAGGAGAUGAUGGCUCAACACAUAAUGACACUUUCCCCCUAUCUUCCUUGGCCAACCUGUUUGAGAAUGAGGAAGGGACAGUACCCGCUGAGGUGAAUCGAACUCCUCAAGUUCAUUCAGACGGCAAGCAAAACCUUAGGAUAAGGUUUCAAGGUGCUUUCAAAAAGGGCAUUUCUACUCCAAUGGACAUACUGGAGUCCACCAUCUAUGAGUCAUCCGUGGUACCAGCACCAAAGAAGGCACCUAUGGACUCUCUGUUUGAUUAUGGAACUUACCAUCAUCAUCCUACAGAAAACAGGCGCAGGCGAAAGAAGAUACUUGUAGAGAAGGACAAUCACACUUCCCAGAUUCCGAGCCCUGACCCUCCUCCUGUCAUCAGAAUGUUUAAUAGACACAUUCUCUUUGACAUUGUGUCAAGGGGCUCCACAUCAGAGCUGGAGGGAUUCCUGCCUUUCUUGUUGGCGCAAAAGAAGAGACUGACUGAUGAGGAAUUUCGAGAGCCAUCAACAGGGAAAACAUGUUUACCUAAAGCCCUGCUGAAUUUAAAUGGUGGGAAAAAUGACACAAUACCGAUGUUGGUGGAUAUUGCGGAGAAAACAGGGAAUCUCCGUGAAUUUCUCAACUCUCCUUUCCGCGAUGUUUAUUAUAGAGGACAGACCGCUCUACACAUUGCCAUAGAGAGACGCUGUAAGCAUUAUGUGGAGCUGCUGGUGGAGAAGGGAGCUGAUGUCCAUGCGCAGGCCAGAGGGCGUUUCUUUCAACCCAAAGAUGAAGGUGGAUACUUCUACUUUGGUGAACUCCCUCUAUCUCUCGCAGCUUGCACCAACCAACCUGACAUUGUGCACUACCUGACAGAGAAUGCUCACAAGAAAGCAGACAUACGUCGCCAGGACUCAAGGGGCAAUACUGUGUUGCAUGCGUUGGUUGCUAUUGCGGACAACACACGAGAAAAUACCAAAUUUGUUACCAAAAUGUAUGAUCUUCUGGUUAUCAAGUGUGCCAAACUGCAUGAAGGCAGUAGCCUGGAGACAAUAUUCAACAAUGAUGGUAUUUCUCCCCUUAUGAUGGCAGCAAAAAUUGGCAAAAUAGGGAUAUUUCAGCACAUUAUCCGGCUAGAGAUAAAAGAUGAAGAUGCCAGGCACUUGUCUCGUAAAUUCCGUGAUUGGGUGUACGGCCCAGUUUACUCAUCUCUGUAUGACCUAUCUUCCCUGGACACCUGUGGGGAAGUGGUCUCAGUGCUGGAAAUCCUAGUUUACAACAGUAAGGUUGAGAACCGCCAUGAAAUGUUGGCAGUUGAACCCAUCAAUGAAUUGCUGAGAGAUAAGUGGAGGAAAUUUGGCGCAGUCUCAUUCUACAUCAGUGUUAUCUCCUACCUCAUUGCCAUGAUCAUCUUCACCUUAACUGCGUACUACAGACCCAUGGAAGGCACACCACCCUACCCAUACAAGACAACGGUGGACUUCCUGAGACUGGCAGGAGAGCUAAUAACUCUGGUUACUGGAGUGUUCUUCUUUCUUUCCAAUAUGAAAGACCUAUUCUUGAAGAAGUGUCCUGGAGUGAAUUCAUUGUUUAUAGAUGGAUCUUUCCAACUGCUUUACUUUAUCUAUUCGGUACUGGUCAUCAUUACCGCUGCCCUGUAUUUAGCUGGUAUUGAAGCUUACCUGUCUGUAAUGGUGUUUGCCCUGGUUUUGGGGUGGAUGAAUGCAUUGUACUUCACCAGAGGUUUGAAACUCACAGGAACAUACAGCAUUAUGCUGCAGAAGAUCCUGUUUAAGGAUUUAUUCCGGUUUCUUUUGGUGUACCUCCUCUUUAUGAUUGGAUAUGCUUCAGCUCUGGUGUCCCUGCUGAAUCCCUGCUCUACAAAGGAGACCUGCGAUGACAGUGGGACAAACUGUACGAUGCCUGAAUAUCCAUCAUGUCGGGACAGCAGUACCUUUAGCAAAUUCCUUCUGGAUCUUUUCAAGCUGACCAUAGGGAUGGGGGACCUGGAGAUGGUCAACAGUGCCAAGUACCCAGUCGUCUUCAUCAUCCUGCUGGUUACAUACAUUAUCCUCACCUAUGUCCUCCUACUUAACAUGUUAAUCGCUUUAAUGGGGGAAACAGUUGGACAGGUGUCAAAGGAGAGCAAACAGAUCUGGAAGUUACAGUGGGCCACAACCAUCUUGGACAUAGAGAGGUCAUUUCCUGUGUUCAUAAGAAAAGCUUUUCGUUCAGGAGAGAUGGUAACAGUGGGAAAGAAUUCUGAUGGAACCCCUGAUCGACGAUGGUGUUUUAGGGUGGACGAAGUGAAUUGGUCGCACUGGAAUCAGAAUCUUGGUAUCAUUAAUGAGGAUCCUGGGAAGAAUGAUACUUAUCAAUACUAUGGCUUCUCUCAAACUGUGGGGCGUCUCCGGAGAGAUCGGUGGUCUGUAGUGGUCCCUCGAGUGGUGGAGCUAAACAAAGCACCUCACAAUCCUGAUGAUGUUGUAGUUCCUCUUGAUCAAAUGCAGAAUAUGCAUUCAAACUGCCAAAGACAAGGCUACUCAGAGAACUGGAAAAAAGAUGAGACCAACAUCUGACCAGGUGCUCAUCAAACAGCCCCUGGCGUACAAAGACACAACAUAUAGGAGACUGACCGGUCCUACUCCAUCUGUGCUGCUAACCAGUGUCUGGAACUUUGCACAUUUGCACAAAUGCUUAUUUUAUACAAGACUGGAUGAGAUACCACAGUUCCGGAUCUGAACUGUAAACCAAUGUUUUGUUUAAAAGUUAAAAUUAUUUUUUUAAUUGUAAAGGUUUUUAAAAAACAAACAAACAAAAAAACACACGUAACAGUGUCUGAAAAUUAAUAUACUGUACUAUGAAAAGAAACCAGCAUUGUAAUAUCAAAUUCUUCUACUGGAGACAUUUUUUUUGCAUAUUUUACAUAUCACAAUUGUUUUUAACUACCGUUUGGUGUACAUUUCUUGUUUUUUAACUAAUAAUUUUGAUAAAUAUUUAUACAGAGAAAGCGACCAAAAUACCAACUUAACCUUUAAUAUUUAAGAGUAUUAAGAUUCUUGUUGUUACACCGUUUGAUUGGGUAUCCUUCUCUGUAUGUUUUUUUAUAAAUAUUUUAGCUCUCUGCAAUAAGUAACUUAGAAUAUAAUGAAAUUGUCCUCCUAAAUGCCAAAGACAUUGCUUAUACUUAGGUUACUGCUUCCUGGAAUUCCUCACAUGCAAAAGGAUUUGUCAGUUUGUCAGAAUUUAGACUUACAAAGCUAUAAACAAAAGAAACUUUUUUUCCUGAGUUUUGCAAAAGCUAUAAAUGGCAACAACAUGAAGUAAAAAAUUCUAUCAGCAAUCUUUGGCAUUGUUGAUAUAUGAAUAGAUCCGUAAAUUAAUUAUAUGGGUUUCUUAGAGAGUUUUUAAUAACUUAAUUUGUUUUUUUUGUACACACUUGAAAUACCUCAUCUAAAAAAAUUUAUGUACAAAAUGUUUUCAUCUGACAGAAUAGGAUCUAAGUUUGUGGCAAAAUGUUUUUUAAAUUAAAGAUCACUCAUCUCCAUACUGUGGAGGCAGCCAUUUUGUUUGCCAAGCCUCAUUAGCUUGCAGCUUGUAGAUUCACUAGGAACCAGUGUCAACACUGAGAUGCUUUGUUACCAGUAAUCAUGAGCCAAUGGUUCUUAAUGUAUUGAUAGACUGGCACAUUGCUUCUUCUGUUGUGUGGCAGUAAAAUUUGCCCUAUGAAAUGCUAAAGCCAACUCUUUGAGCAAAAUAUGUAUUUAAAGUAUUUAUUCGGUUUAAUUGUACUUUGCUGUUUACAUUACCAUAUCCGCCAGCUCCCCGAUACAUCAAAAAUUGGUCUCCAAUCAUCCCAUGUUAUAUUAAAAACUAGGAUACUCUUUGCAUAUUCCACUUUUAUCUUUCUGUUAAACAGUUAAAUGAACAUGUGCACGUAUCUUGUUAAUGUAGGUAUGUCAGCCAUCUGAGGUAUAGAAAAAUAGUUGUGUGAGAUAGAGAAUUUGAAUGAGAAAAUAAGAAACUCACAUGAUAAUAACAGGUCACAUGGGAGCCCCGGCAAUAAAAAGAUGAGCGGGUUCGGAUUUGUUCGAUUCUUAGUGCCAGAAUUAUCGCAAGUUCUUUUCUCUGACGUCCUAGUGGAUGCUAGG
Pseudophryne corroboree (corroboree frog) is the source of this 4203-nucleotide messenger RNA. It is a transcript of the gene TRPV4, whose product is annotated as transient receptor potential cation channel subfamily V member 4. Gene Ontology annotation, biological process: osmosensory signaling pathway; actin filament organization; calcium ion import across plasma membrane. Gene Ontology annotation, cellular component: plasma membrane; cilium. The record is from RefSeq and is a predicted model, not a curated record. Lineage: Eukaryota; Metazoa; Chordata; Amphibia; Anura; Myobatrachidae. The transcript is spliced from 15 exons. The coding region runs from base 16 to 2631 and encodes 871 amino acids. Gene Ontology annotation, molecular function: protein binding; calcium channel activity.